Molecule: messenger RNA, 1269 nt
Organism: Eruca vesicaria subsp. sativa (arugula)
Lineage: Eukaryota; Viridiplantae; Streptophyta; Magnoliopsida; Brassicales; Brassicaceae
Source: the annotation of a GenBank genome assembly
UUCUUUUCCUGUUUCUGCGUCGUCUUCUCCGGAGAAAUCAAACAUUCGGCGGCUACGAAAUAUCUCUCUCUCUCUGCUUCUGAGUUUCUCUCUCUCCCUCUGUUAAUUGUUGUGGAUAUUGAGCUCGGUUCCUCGACAAUGGCGGUUUCUCUGAGAAAACUCGUUCCUUCCUUCCAAAUAAUUGAGAGAUGAAUCGAAGUUUUAGGGCACAAGAGUCGUCGUCGUCUCUAUUGCUGGAUUCAGCAGAGAGGCAGAGACAACAGCUUAGGGCUUCUAUGAUGGCUGAUAAAGAUGAGGAGCUUUCUUUGUUUCUUGAGAUGAGACGGCGUGAGAAAGAGCAGGAUAAUAGUCUCCUUCUCAACAACAACCCUCGUGAGUUCGACACUCCGUUAGGUUCAAAGCCUGGAACUUCACCGGUGUUUAACCUCUCAAGUGGUGGUGGUCCGGCAGGAAGGAAGACUGGUCCUCCUGAUGAUUUUCUCAAUUCUGAAGGGGAUAAGAAUGACUAUGAAUGGCUUCUGACCCCUCCAGGUACUCCUCUAUUCCCUUCUCUGGAGAUGGAAUCACAUAGGACUAUGAUGAGUCAGAGUGGUGAUUCAAAGGGCCGCCCAGCUACAUUGUCUUCUAGGCUGGCGAAUUCCUCAUCAGAGCCUGCUGCAAGGAACCAUCUAACAUCUAGACAACCAACCUCAUCGCCUGGAUUAAGCUCUUCUAGUGGAGCAACUCGGAGACCUUCAUCAGCUAUUUGCAGCAUAUGCUGCAGUCACAUGCAGUCCUUCUACAUCAUCAGUUCCAUCUUCAGUCAGGUCCACAACAUCAAACCCUGCAUAAAUUACAGUAGCAAUUCAUCAAACUUUUUUUUCACACAAAAUACUCACUGUUCAGAGUUGAUAUUCGUGCAAGAGUCUGAUGAUUAACUUUUGCAUAGAGAUUCCCAUUAUUGAGAAAGAAAAAUAGAAGGAUUCUUUUGUAUAGUUGUGGAGCCAAAUCAACGAUGUGUUGGCUAAUACUCUCGAACGCAAGCUAAGAGGAGCUUUAAACAAUGCAAAAGUUCGAUCUACCAUCUCUCAACUUCUUUAUGGAUACGUUGUUGAAGAGAAGGCAUUCUUUUCUUUUUGAUUCAUUCAGUAGAUUAAUGUUUGACAUAGUUUUAAUAUAUUCAAUAAACAUUAGUCUGUGGUAAUAUAUUGUAAACUACCAACAACUAGUUGGUAAACUUGUUGGUAAUAUGUCGUAUGUAUAUAGUAUAUCCUGCAGCUUCUUGUCCAG